UUUUCUUUCCACUUUCAAAGGUGAUGACUAAUCUCGGGGAAGCUUAUAUUUGAAGGACCCUGUGUUGGAGUCACUAUGGCAACGGGAGUAGCGGCAUGGCUCCCUUUUGCACGGGCUGCUGCCAUUGGCUGGAUGCCAGUUGCCAACUGCCCCAUGCCCGCCGCACCCAGGGAUCACACUAAGAAACAGGACGAGCUGAUCAUCUUGAACGUCAGUGGGCGCCGUUUCCAGACCUGGAGGACCACGCUGGACCGUUACCCUGACACCCUGCUUGGCAGCACUGAGAAAGAAUUCUUCUAUAAUGAGGAGACAAAGGAGUAUUUCUUCGACCGUGAUCCGGAUGCCUUCCGCAGCGUGCUCAACUUUUAUCGUACAGGUAAGCUCCACUAUCCUCGACAUGAGUGCAUCUCGGCCUACGAUGAGGAGCUCGCCUUCUUCGGGAUCAUCCCAGAGAUCAUCGGCGACUGUUGUUAUGAAGAGUACAAGGACCGCAAACGGGAGAACGCUGAGCGCUUCAUGGAUGACCAGGAGGAAAACAAAGAAGGCAAGCUGCCUAAUAUGAACUUUCGUGAAACUAUGUGGAGAGCCUUUGAGAACCCGCAUACCAGCACCAUGGCCCUGGUGUUCUACUAUGUCACCGGCUUCUUCAUCGCUGUUUCUGUUAUCACCAAUGUAGUAGAAACCGUCCCUUGUGGCUCGACACCAAGCCAGAAGGAUGUACCAUGCGGCGAACGCUACACUGUGGCUUUCUUCUGCAUGGACACGGCAUGUGUGAUGAUCUUCACAGUGGAGUACCUGCUUCGCCUUUUUGCCGCGCCUAGCCGCUACCGCUUCAUGCGCUCGGUCAUGAGUAUCAUCGAUGUGGUGGCCAUCUUGCCCUACUACAUUGGCUUGGUCAUGACUGACAAUGAGGAUGUGAGCGGCGCCUUUGUCACAUUGCGUGUCUUCCGUGUUUUCCGCAUCUUCAAGUUCUCGCGCCAUUCGCAAGGCCUUCGCAUCCUGGGAUACACACUUAAGAGCUGUGCCUCUGAGCUCGGCUUCCUCCUGUUCUCCCUCACCAUGGCCAUCAUCAUCUUUGCCACGGUUAUGUUCUACGCUGAGAAGGGAUCAAGCUCGAGCAAGUUCACUAGCAUUCCUGCGUCGUUCUGGUACACCAUCGUCACAAUGACCACGCUCGGCUACGGAGAUAUGGUGCCUAAGACGAUCGCCGGGAAGAUUUUCGGCUCCAUCUGCUCCCUGAGCGGGGUUCUGGUAAUAGCCUUGCCUGUGCCUGUCAUCGUGUCCAACUUUAGCCGAAUCUAUCACCAGAACCAGAGAGCAGACAAGCGGCGUGCUCAGAAGGUACAGAAAACCCGUCUGGCCCGGAUAAGAAUAGCCAAGAAAGGCAGCUCCAACGCUUACCUGCAGAGCAAACGCAAUGGCCGCCUGGACGAGCUUCUGGAUCUUACCGGCUCAGAAGAAGAGGAGCAGCACAUGAAUAAGACCCCAUCGUUAUUGGAGAGCCAACACCACCACCUACUGCACUGCCUGGAGAAAACCACGGCUCAUGAGUUUGUAGAUGAGCAGUUGUACGAGCAGAAUUGUGUUGAAGGACCGCCGCCACUGCAGAACUUUCCUUCUCGCAGCCCCUCCAUCUCGAGCAACGAGGGCUUCACGAGAACCUGCUGCACCCACCGCUCACGCAAAAGACUCGCGCUGCCCAAUGCCAGCCUGUCCACCACUCACACGCACACACACACGCAGGACCUGCAAGAGCUUAGCGCCAUCCACAUCCAGUGUGGAGAUCAACUGAGCCUCGGCCCGAGCUGUCGCUCCAGUCUCAACCUAAAGCCCAAUGAGCGACUGCAGAUAAACUGCAGAGGGCAGCAGAUCACCAAUGCUAUCAUCAGCCUGCCGUCGCCGAGCUCUUUCAGCACAGACUCCAUCACCACCUCCUCCAUCGCCCCUACCAUCAACACCACCUCCAGCUCCAGCUUCAGCAUCGUGAAGGUUUCGGCCUUGUGACCAAACAGGAGGAACUGCAGGAGAACAGAGCGAGCAGAGCCAUGCGAGCCUCGAGCUGAACACGUCUAGUGGACACUCUGUGGAAUUCAUUUUAUUUAAAAAAUGUCAAGGAUAUGGUCGAGGACCGUAGUUAGAAGACGCUGUGUACUGUCGGACGAUGACGUCCAGAUUUCUGGAUCGGUUUCCCAGAUUUUGGUGUUCUUCUGACCUGCUGUGGAAUUUGAAUUUGGAAAGUAGGACUGACAUGUCCAGGUUAAAAGAUGGUUUGGAGAUGCGAAGGCAUUUAGUGUAAAACACGUUUCUUGUCAGUUUGAUUGUGUGCCAUCCACCAAGGUAGGAGCUCAUACAAAUUCAUGCAGAAAUCAACAUGGUUUCCAUACUGUGUGAUAUUCACAGGUUCUAGAUGAAUCUGUUUAGUCAGAAUGUAUGUUCAAUAUCACACUGUUUUGUUUAGGGUUUUUUGUUUUUGUUUUUGUUUUUUCCACACAGCCAAAUGAAAAUGGAAGCCAGACAUUUUCAUCUAUUUUAGAAAAAGAAAAGGAGUUUCAAUGCUCUUCAAUUAGAAAAUAUGGUUUAGACUUUUUACUGGUCUGUCUUCAUGUACUUCUUUCAUUAUAUUUUCUCCUCAGUAAUGUUGACCUCUCUAGCUUUUAUCUCUUUAUUCUUCUCAUAAUUCCUGUUUAGCAUCAUGAAUUAGUCAUCACUCGAUAGACUCUGCUCCACAGUAAGUCGUUACGAUCAGUGGUUACGAAUCUUGCAGUAUUCCAUAUUCACGCCAGUAAUAAAGUAAAGUAAAGUAAAGUAAAUGGCCCGUUAGAAGCUGAGAGAUCGCCAUUGCCCUGUCUAAUGUGGAUGUCUUUGUCUGUGCAUUGUGACUGUUUAGCUGACUAGUGAUUAGACCACUUAAGACUAUAGGAGAACCGAAAGGCCUCAAUUCUCAACCUGACAUUUUACUUGAGCCCUUAAACAGGCACAGCAGUAACAUUUGUAAUAAAAAAUGAGGUAGCAAUGUUUUGUUAGUUCAUUUGGACUUAAAAAAACAACAACAACAACAACAACAAAAACUACACUUUGUUUAUUUUGGAUUCUGUAACACUUUACUUGAACCCUCUGUCAUGUUCCUAAGACUGAAAUAAUCCUGUCGUAAGCAUAUCAG
Messenger RNA from Ictalurus furcatus (blue catfish), 3160 nucleotides. Its product is annotated as potassium voltage-gated channel subfamily D member 3-like. NCBI's taxonomy places the organism in Eukaryota, Metazoa, Chordata, Actinopteri, Siluriformes, Ictaluridae. Gene Ontology annotation, molecular function: A-type (transient outward) potassium channel activity; protein binding. Gene Ontology annotation, biological process: potassium ion export across plasma membrane; protein homooligomerization. The transcript is spliced from 6 exons. Gene Ontology annotation, cellular component: neuronal cell body; voltage-gated potassium channel complex; membrane. The coding region runs from base 76 to 2004 and encodes 642 amino acids. The record is from RefSeq and is a predicted model, not a curated record.